UUGGGCCGGUACCGACUGCCAGCCUGCGGCAAUUUCCCUGUGUCAUGGCUCCGGUCUCUUAGCAACAGCGACCAGUCCGGCCGCCCGGAGCCGCGCACCGCCUCGGGCUCCACUCCACCCGGCGGAGCCCGGCGCGCCGCAGCCACACAAAGAGGCGCUGGGCGGCCGGGGCGCGCGGCGGGCGGCGGGCGGCGGCGGGAAGACGGCUCGCAGGCGGGAUGCAGCGGGAGGAGGACCUGACACUUCUGGGAAACUCUUGGAAAUGGCUCCCGCCAGGGCACCCGAGGGGGCUGCGAGCCUGGGGCGGGCGCUCGCCCCCGCGGGGCUGCUGAGCCGCGCUCGGAGGCCGGGCCCGCGGCGCCGUCCCUGCGCUCGGCGGCCGGCUCGGACGGAAAAAGUUUCUCCAUGGUUCCUUUGUGUCGCCCGGGCGCUCGAUCGCCGGCCCUGAGCCGCCCCGGCCUUCCUGGCAGGAGGAGGUGGCGGAGCAGCUAGCGGGCAGCGGGCGCGCCCCCUGCGCAAGCCUCCGCCCCCGGGGCUAGCCCCGCACUCCACCGGCGCGCCAUGAUCGCCACCGGCGGCCUGCUGAGGAUUUCCGCCCGGAAGCAGGAUCCCCUCCGCCCUCCCAGCCAGGUUCCCAAGCGCAAGCGGAAAGUCCAGAAGAGGCGCAAGAACGACGUGGUGGUGGUGAAGGGCAAGCUGAAGCUGUGCUCCAUCUCGGGGCUCAUCGCCCUCUGCGGGAUCCUGGUGCUGCUGGUGGGCAUCGCCAUGGCCGUCGUGGGUUACUGGCCCAAGGCCAACGGGGCCAGUCGGGAGGGGGGCAAACAGCUGCCGCCCGCCAGCAGCGGCCACCGCGCCCCCACCGCGGCCAACAGCAGCAGCGGCGGCAGCAAAAGCCGGUCCAAGGGCCCCCCGGGGCCGGUGAGGGGUGCCAACGCCAGUUCCGCCGGCGCGCCCGGGAGCACGCCUCCCGUGCGCGCCGCCGCCCCUUCUCCGCCCUCCUCCACGUCCGUGGGCUUCUUCUUCCGCGUCUUCUCGGGCUACCUGAACUCGGACAAGCUCAAGGUCUUCGGGCCCCUCAUCAUGGGCAUCGGCAUCUUCCUCUUCAUCUGCGCCAACGCGGUGCUGCACGAGAACCGCGACAAGAAGACCAAAAUCAUCAACCUGCGGGACCUGUACUCCACGGUCAUCGACGUGCACAGCCUGCGCGCCAAAGACCUGGCCGCCGCCGCCGCCGCCUCGGCGCCCCCCGGGGCCGCCCCCCUCAAUGGCUUCCUCAGCUACGUGCAGGCGCGGGGCCUGGAGCUGAAGCCCGGGAGCGGCGGCGGCGCCGGGGACGCCUUCGGGGCGGCGGCGAUGCUGGCCAGGGGCUCGUGGCCGCACCCCGCCGCGCUCAGCGGGGGCCGCAGGGCCGGGGACUCCGCGUCCCCGCCGGACCCGGCCUCGUCCUCCCGCUGCCCGCGGGAGCCGCCUAGCCUGGCGGAGGCCGUGUACAGCAUCUACCGCGAGCGCUCGGGUGUGGCUGGCCGUCGCCGGGCCGCCGCCGCCGCCGCCGCCGUGGCCGCAGCCGCCACCGCCUCCGCGGCCGCCAGCAGCAGCAGCACCCCGGGGCCCUGCAGCCCCCGCGGGAGCUGGGGGCGCCAGAGCACGGCCAGUUCCCUCCUGGACUCCUCGCUGAGCGCCUUCGCGUUGCUACCCUUGCAAGGGGACCGCGACGGGGACGGGGACUCCGAGGGCGCGAGCUGCAGCUGGCAGAGACCCCCUGGGGAGCGCGGCUCCCGGGAGAUCCCGCGGGGGGAACUGGACCUGAGCUUGACCGACCUCCGCGGCGACCCGGGUGACGCGCGCUGGGCGCCCAGACAGCUGGAGGAGGCCGGGGCGCAGGGCGGCCAGCUGCCCAGGACCGGCAGGCACCGGGCCCUGCGGCGCGGCAGCGCGAGCGGGCGCCCCGACCGCCGGGCGCCUCUGUCCCCGGAGCCCCCGCCCUCCCCGCGCGGCGUGGACCUGGACUCGAGCCUUCUGGCCAACGCUGCCUCCCCUUCGCCCCCCUUGGAACUGGAGGACUCGCCCCCCGCCAGGCUGGGCUCGCCCAGCUCCCAGUCCGAGGACCUAUCCUGCAGCCAUAAAGGCUACAGCCCCCUGCGGGAGGCCGGCACCUCCUUGGAGUCGGUUGUGGACGCAGGAGCCAGUAAAAGUCCAGACUGUGAGGCCACCGCCCCCCAGGGCGCGGAGGUGCUGAGUCCUCCCAAGACCGUCCCGGAUGAUGCCAGUCAAGGGCCACCCAGGGACCAGCCACCCCAGCCAGUGCAGAGGCCGUUUACAAACCAGGAGAAACUCUUCAUGAUUUCCCGGUCUCAGGCCCCGGGGGCAGAGGUCGGAGAACUGGAAAGUACUGGCGAUUAGGGAAAGAGGAGCCAGGAGGAAAGGAGUGAGAAGAUAGGCUCACCCCCUCUUUCCCCGUGGACUUCUGGGAGGGAAUCUUCCAAUACCCAAAGAGCUACAGAAUGCUAUCCUGGAACUGUGUUCACAAGAGUCCUGUAGAUAACUCCAAGCAAUUUUUUUAAAUGCAAACUAGUCUUCUAUGGCCGAUGGUGAUUGUAUGUUCCAUGAAAACCAAAUGUAUUAAAAGGUCAGCAAUCUAGUUCAUUAGAUAAAAUGCUCUUAAUUUUCUUAGGAUCAAAAUAAUAUAUUUUUACAGUAACUGUGCACUUUAGCUUCUUUUCUGAAUCCCUCAUUUCCCUAACCCUGUAUGCUGCUGCUGGUUUUGUCCAUAGCUGCUUGUGAACGACAAGCUUUUUUUCUCCUGCGCUUCCGCGGAUCAUAGGAGGGUUUGAUUCAGUUCUCUGGGAACUGACCUUACUAGGUGAAGUCAAAGCCAAAAGCAUGAGUAUGUCAGGAAAGAGCACUUUCCUUACCCCACCCCCCUCUGCUCACCCAACUGCCCAAAGGCCUCUCUAUUUUUUAAAAGGAUAUUUACAUUUUGCUACUAGGGUUGCUAAUGGAGAGACAGGGGGCCAGAAUCUAGUUGGACUGUUACAUUCUUAAAUUCACUAUAUCAAGUAGUACACAAUACUUUAUUGAGUACCAUCACACCUGUAUUGAAAAUAGCAUUACUAUUAAAAAUCUUUUUUAAUAAAAAAGUUUCCAAACAAACAAAUAUUGCCUCAUUUUGCCUUGGAACUAAUGCUUCUAACACAAACAUUUAACAGUUUGACUGAUAAAUCUAAAAUAUUUUGCUAAGACACAGCUACUAUGAUUGUAGUUAUUGUCCCUAAAGUGCUCAGCGCCAUCAUUACUCAAAUAAUUUCCAGUAUAUUUUUAACUUUUAAAUAGAGAUAAUAUUAACCAUUUAGGAGUUUCUCUUUCAAAAAGAAUUAAGCAUUAAAUAAAUAGUAAUUAUUAAUAAUGCUUCUAGUUCACCUCAAAGUAUUAAUUUACAGAGCGCCAGGCUUAAUAUCCUGUUUCAUCCUCUUGGAGUUGACUAUUUUCAAGUUCAUAAUCUUGUUGUUGUUAAUCCUCACCUGAGGAUAUUUUUUCCAUUGAUUUUUAGAGAGAAUGGAAGGGAAGGAAGAAAGGGGUGAGGAGAGAGAGAGAGAGAGAGAGAGAGAGAGAGAGAGAGAGAGAGAGAGACACCAAUGUGAGAGAUGCAUCAAUUGGUUGCCCCCCACACACACCCUGACCAAGGCAGGGAUCCAACCAAAACCCAGGUAUGUGCCCUUGACUGGGAAUCGAACCUGAGACCCAUCUGUUCAAGGGCUGAUACUCUAAUCAUUGAGUACACCAGCCAGGGCCAAGUUCAUAUUCUUGAAUCCAUGGUCUACAUAGACUAAACGAUAAUGUUAAAAUAAUGUGGUAGGUUUUUUACACUUGAUUUUAUUAAAAGCCAGUGAGUUAAUUUUCAGGAAUGUGAGCUAUUAUUGGGAAUGGUGUCACUGUUCUUCAGCCCCUUGGAUACAAGUUCUGCAGUUGCACACAGCCAAGGCUCUCAUUGCAAGAGAUUAAAAUACUGAUUUUAAAGGAAAAUUCAAAGAUGCGGUCAUGUUGGUCCCAUGGGUGAAGCAGUGAGUCCGGUGCAAAGAAUGGAGAUAUAAGAGUGUGAUGGCCCCCAGCUUUCUGCCUGGGCCUAGCUGCAUAGCUUUGAAAGCCACAGUGCUGAGUCCCAGUCAUUUAUCUAUAAAAUGGAAGAAACUGUACACACCUCAUAGAGCUAUGAGGUGGGGGACAAAGAGUUGUAAGUACAGAGCUGAACAGAACACUUGGCUCAGAGUAUGUACUUAAUAAGUGGUGGUUAUUGCCAUUAUUAUUAUAAUAUGUUGUCUGAAUGCAUGCAGUAGAAGAGUGGGACAUCCCUCAAGUUGAGCUCAAGAAAGCCUCUGCUGAAGUCUAGACUAUCCUCUUAUUCUCUAUAACUUAGUCAAAUCACUUAACCCCUCUGGAUCUCUGGUGGGUGACGUAAUCUCUAUGAAUGCCUUCGGCUCUGAAAGCUUUAUCUAAAUUCAGGGUGUUUGUUUUGUCCAUGAUAUAAUCAUAUCAUAUUUGUACACACAACUUUGCAGUGAAUAUACUUAAUAAACUAUUAUUUAUUAUAAUAUUCUGUAAUCAAUUUUAAAGGACCUAGUAUAUUUCCAGGAAUCUGCAUUAAGCUAAUAACGCACUUUAAAACUGUGGAUUA
Myotis daubentonii (Daubenton's bat) is the source of this 4669-nucleotide messenger RNA. RefSeq names its product transmembrane protein 200C (gene TMEM200C). The record is from RefSeq and is a predicted model, not a curated record. Lineage: Eukaryota; Metazoa; Chordata; Mammalia; Chiroptera; Vespertilionidae.